This is a messenger RNA of Nerophis lumbriciformis (worm pipefish), 702 nucleotides long. Lineage: Eukaryota; Metazoa; Chordata; Actinopteri; Syngnathiformes; Syngnathidae. The record is from RefSeq and is a predicted model, not a curated record.
AUGUCGCUUAAUGGAGAGGAGGAAGACUUCGAGUGGGAGCCCCCGACCGAGGCCGAGAUGAAGGUGAUCCAGGCCCGCAGGGAGCGACAGGACCAGAUCAGCAAAGUCAUGGGGGACUACCUCCUCAAAGGCUACAAGAUGCUAGGCGAGUGCUGUGACAAGUGCGGGACCAUUCUGCUGCAGGACCGUGCACACAAGAACUAUUGUGUCUCGUGUCAGGAGCUGGAUUCUGACGUUGACAAGGACAACCCUGCCCUCAACGCACAGGCGGCGCUGUCCCAAGUUCGAGAGCGGCGCCUGGCGGCUCAGUCCCCGGCGCCGUCCGAUUCCACGCACGUCAACGGCGACGCUGGUGACCACGUCAGCAACGCUGUCCCCCAGCCCCGACCAGAGCACUGCGAGGGGGCGGCAGCCGGUGGCAGAGCCAUUCCUCCUCCGCCGCCGGCCGCCACCGCACCGCCAUCCCCCGCCGUGGUUGUCCCAGGGUCCGCCGCCGUCCCUACUACGGCGCCCAGCGCCGCCGCACGUCCGGCGGUCAUGCGCCCGGUGCUGCGGGACGCCGAGGAGGCGGUGCUGAGCAAGAUGCGCUGGGCCAGUAAUCAGCUGCAAAGUUGCACCUCCCUUGAGUCCAGCAUCCAGCUGUGCAACCUGAUCUCCAGCUGCGCCGCCUCGCUGCGGAGCCUCCGGGAGAUCGGCCAGUGA